This is a messenger RNA of Pseudophryne corroboree (corroboree frog), 2683 nucleotides long. RefSeq names its product ribosomal RNA processing 15 homolog (gene RRP15). Gene Ontology annotation, biological process: maturation of LSU-rRNA; maturation of 5.8S rRNA. The record is from RefSeq and is a predicted model, not a curated record. Lineage: Eukaryota; Metazoa; Chordata; Amphibia; Anura; Myobatrachidae. The transcript has 5 exons. The coding region runs from base 89 to 808 and encodes 239 amino acids. Gene Ontology annotation, cellular component: preribosome, large subunit precursor.
CAGCAGCAGACAGGAAGUGCGUCACCAUGAGCGGCCGCCCGGUCCGGAAAGAGAGACGGCAGCACGUGUGUGAUCACCAGGGAGAGCCAUGGACGUGCCUGCGGGUUCAGAAGGGAGUUCCGACGUUAAAGAUGGAGGCUCCUCUUCUGAUGGCGGCGAUGAGCUGGAUUCAACAGGCCCUGGCGCAAAAGACGAGACUGAUGAAGACCGAAACAAAGGCUGGGCGGAUGCGAUGGCCAAAGUCCUGAAUAAGAGAGUCUCGUCAGACCGGGCCAGCACCAUCCUGGUGAAAAGUAAAUCUCUAGAGAAGGAGAAAAAGCGGGACAAGCUGGAGAAACUGGAGAAAAAGAAACAGUUUGAUGAGAAACGACAGUGGGAGAUGAUGUGCAGAACAAAGCCAGAUGUCGUUAAAGACAGAGACGUGGAGAGGAAUCUGCAGAGGAUUGCCACAAGAGGUGUUGUGCAGUUGUUUAACGCUGUAAGAACGCAUCAGAGUAACAUAAGUGAUCAAAUGAAAGAGGCCGGCGGCUCGGAGAGGAAGAAAAGUAAACUUAUGUCGUCCGUAUCCAAGAAGGAUUUCAUUGAUGUGCUGCGAGGAAGAGAGAGCAAAGGCGAAGCGGCCAAGCAGAGAGAACCCAAAAAGGUUACUAUAAAAACAGAGAAGACGCCGGAGUGGAACAUCUUGCGCGAUGACUACAUGAUGGGGGCAUCCAUGAAGGACUGGGAUAAGAACAGCGACGAUGGGGUCACGGCCGGGCCGGACGCUGGGUCAGAGCCGGACGAUAGCGGAAGUGAUUCUGAUAGAUAACGUCUUAUCUCUCCGAAUGACGGGAAUAAAUCUCCAUUCUAUGAAUGUAUCACAUUUCUCACAUUGCACACAUGCUGUUAUAUACAGAGUCAUUCCUCUCCCAGACAUGCUGUUAUAUACAGAGUAAUGACAAACGUUUCUCCCAGAAUGUUACCAAACUGCAUCAUUUCUUCCAAAACAUCUUGUGCAGUCUAAGCAGCGGCACCUGCCCAGUCGCGGUGGGAAAGUCUCCAGAGGUCAGGAACUCUGUGUUGGCCGCGCUUGGUCUUCUGCCCUUUGCGUUCCUCGUUGUGCCCGAGUUCUUUGUCUCCUGUCUGAAGUGGGGGCAUCGCUCUCCUGGGCAUCCGCUCGUGUGGUAGAUGUUGUAGAAAGCCUGCUACUGUUGGCAGGAUACGCAGCGUCUGGCUCUGCAUGAAACAGAUUCCAGUCCUGCGCUUCACAUGGUUCUGCAUGGAAGUAACUGCCUGGCUCUCCCUAACGCAGAACAGAGAACAGCGCGGCCGCUCCUAUCAAAGGACGCUACAGUUUCCCUGUGUAAUUGGUACCUCUCGGGCAGUGUCCAUAAUUGCAGUUGGAUCAGAGCGUAAGCUCCUAUGGUUACACUAAAGCGUCUUCAUACUGUGGGUAAGCCUUUGUCAGUCCUGCAGUCACAGUUUGCUGUCGCGUAAUCAUGUCAUUGAACGUCCCUUACCGCUAUCUUAUUUUAAUAUCUGCAUGAUGUCAUAUCGCCAAAAGACCACUAAUGAGCGCCAUCUGCGCUGUGUACGUCUCUACCGUCUUUGGUGGAAUUCUCAGGGUUCCCCGUUUACUGCGUUCCCCCACCUCCUAUAGCUAGCAAUGAUCUACACUGAUAUUGCACGUUGUAAUGCUCUUAUUAUAAUGUGCCGUACAGCGCUGUGUAUUCCCCGGGAGUCAGGGCUGCUCCGAGAACCGGCCUCCUGCCUUACCGUAAAAUAAGAUAGGACAGAUGGUGAAUGGAUAAAAUCCCAGUAAUUGUUUGGCAGCGUAAAACAUGAAGACGCGUCUUCAGUGAGGACGCUGGUCGAUUGUUCUGUGCGAGGGAAGUAGACAUUUCCCGGCGUGUGGAGACGUCUGGUGCUGCAAUGUGACCUCGUCUGAGGAUUUGAUGCUGAAGUGUGGCCUGAAGAAGUCCCGUAUCCUAAGAUUAGAGAGGAAGGAAGGUCCUUAUGGGGAUUAUCUUUGCUCUAUAAGUGACAGCUUUAAGUCUAGCACUUGACGAUGAAUGACGCUGUGUUUAUAUCUGAGGACCAGUGGUUUAGUGAUAACAUGCUGAAGACUUAAAGCAGUGGUCAGAUGAGUGACUGGUAUAGCCAACAUGGUCAGAAAUAAGGUAACGCAGCUCCAGUAACUGUGAGAUGUGGAGGUUUCUAGCCUUGGAGAUAAUAGUUUAGUUUCCAGCCUUCCCUACAGCCGCCCGCUCCCCUACAGCCACAGGGUCAGCCACCACCCGCACCCUUACAGCCGCAGGGUCAGCCACCACCCACUCCCCUGCAGCCACAGGGUCAGCCGCGCGCUCCCCUGCAGCCGCAGGGUCAGCCACCACCCGCUCCCCUGCAGCCGCAGGGUCAGCCACCACCCGCACCCCUACAGCCCCAGGAUCAGCUCCCGCUCCCCUACAGCCGCAGGGUCAGUCGCCCGCUACCCUGCAGCCACAAGGUAAGCCACCACCCACUCCCCUACAACCACAGGGUCAGCCGCCCGCUCCCCUACAGCCACAAGGUCACCCGCCAAUUGUCCUGACCACCAGAAUGUGUGGCUGGCUUGUGGAGACCCAGAAUCGCUGACUGUAAGGACCGCGUUGUGUCCUUCUUGUUGAUAAGAGGCUGUAACUGAAAAUAAAAGUUUUAAAACCAA